CAGUCAGUUUACAUUCGGACGCGGCGGUGGCUAAAAGUGUUGCAAAUUGUCAAGCGGAUGAAAAAGGACUUUGCUUUCAAUAAAAUAGCAGCACAUAGCAGAGCAUAGUAGAGCAUAGCAGAGACCAACUAAGUGCUCAGUGUACACAUACAUACAUAUGUACAUUGCGUAAGCGCGCUUGUGUGCGUGUGUGUUUAAAGUGUUGUGUAAGCUCGUAAUUUGCGUGCAACAAAGGAAACGGAAAUUGCAAACGUAAAUUACACAGGUCAUUAAAGCGUUUUUCAGCGAACGAACGAACGAACGACGCAAAGCAAACGCAGAAAAAUAAGCGAAAACACACUUUACACGUAUAUAAACAAAAAAACAUAGAAACAUAUAAAAGCGACCGAAAAAUAAUCGAAACAAUAAAAGUCUUGAGUGCAACUGUUACAUCUAAUACGCUUAACGUAUCGUUGUUGUUGUUAUUGUGAAACGUUACAAACCAGAAAAACAGCAGAAAAAUGAGGUGUUUACUUUUGAUUGCCUGCAUUUGUCUGGUGUUGAUGUCAUCCGGUCUGAGUGGCGCUGAUGCCAAGAAGAAGAAAUACGUUGGCGAAAAUGGCGGCGAUUUCGAGUUUAUCGAUGAGAUAAAUAAAAACUCGCAAGUGCCCUCGAAGAGCAGCAAUGGUGAACGCAAGCGUUGGAUUCACGAUCCUACAAGUGACCUCUGCCGGCCGUUAAAUUGCAAGAAGCGUGAAAUUUGUCUGCUCGAGGAUGAGUACAGCGCUGUAUGUGUGUCGAAGCGUGACUUACACAAGAACCGUGAUGAAAUAAUCACGAAAGCCAAGUACUUGGAGGAGGAGGCGGCUAAACGGCGCGCCAAUAAGGACAACGCCAACAACAACAACAUCAAUAUUAACAACAACAGCGAGAAUGACAAUGAUGAUGAGGAUGCGAAGAAUUUCAGCUCAGACGAGGAGUCCCGUGAGGAUGAUGUCUUCUAUGAGAACAACAACACAGCCGGCGAUAAGGACGACGAAGAGGAUGAAGACAAUUGCAAGCCCUGCCCGGUGGCAAAGCCGACUUUCUUAUGCGGCGCCGACAACCGUACAUACUCAUCGCUAUGCAGAUUGGAUUACCACAACUGCAUACAUUCCACAACCAUAAGGAUAGCGUGCAAGGGAUUCUGUCCAUGCAAGGAAAAUACGGAUGGCAAACGUUUACAGCGUCUCAGUGAGCGUCAAAGUGCUUUUAAUGCCAAAUAUAAGAAGACCAUAGAGCAACAGCAGCAGCAACAGCAACAACAGCAAAAGCAACAAAUGCAACAACAAUUAAUGUACAAGGAUAACAGCAAUAGCAACAACAUUAUGGGCAACUCCAAUGACAAUUUGGACAACACUUUGAACAGCAACAAUUUUAAUGCUAUUAUGGACGAUAAGGACGAUAACAAUCGCCAUUACAAUCACAUAAAUUCGCAAUUCACAUUCACACCGGAGGAAAUCAAAUACGAUAACAAACACUAUAAGUAUCUCAAGUACACCGCCUACAAGAAGGACAACCAAUACCCCGAGGACAAACAUAAAAUCCGUGGCUAUAAUGAGGUGGUCGAGAAACCACAAAAGUACAACAAGAAUAGCAUGAACAAUGGUUUCCUACCCUCCAAAUCGCCCGAAUGCAAGCCACAACAAUUGACCGCCAUCGGCAAUCGCCUGCUCGACUGGUUCUCCGUUAUAAUGGCCGACAGCAAGAAACGACGACAACAUAGCCAAAAAUCCAAGGCGCACUUCCCACCCGCCUGCAAGACCGAGGCCAAAUGGAUGUUCGGCCAUUUGGAUUUGAACAAUGACGGCUAUUUGUCGCUGCAGGAAAUGUACGACUUGGAGCAUGAUCAGAAUGAGCGUUGCAUUAAGCCGUUCAUCGAUACGUGCGAUUUGGAUCAGGAUAAUUCGAUUAAUACGCGCGAAUGGUGCCGCUGCUUCGAGAAGACCGAUCGCCCAUGCGCCGCGGUACGACGAAGAAUCGCUGGCGAUUUUGCAGGUGAGAUAGGCGCCUAUGCACCCGAUUGCGAUAUUCAGGGUUUCUACAAACCCACUCAAUGUCAUAAUUCUGUCGGCGUUUGCUGGUGUGUGGAUAAACAUGGAGUCGAAUUCGCCAACACACGUACUCGUGGCAAGCCCAAUUGUGAGUCCGUUGUGAAUAACGCCUCAUCACUCACCUCCGACGAUGAGGACGAGGAGACCGACGACGACGACAGUGCGGAAGGAAGUGCCGAUCAAAUGUUGGUAUUCUAAAUGAAAUGAAACGAAACGAAACUAAGUGGCAGAGUUUGAAAACGCUGAACACGAGAGAGGUGCGGGAGUGGAUGGUGUGUAACGGAAGCUUACUUGAAGAGACAGCAGGUGAUGGAUGCAGUGCAGUGCGUUAGAAAAGAAGUAAGAAGCAGAAAAAGGAUAUCUCAAACUUAUGAUUUUAAUUUGAAGCAUUACUUAAGUAAAAAUAUAUAUAUAUACAGACAUAAAUAUAUAAGAACAAUGCUGUUUAAGCAGGUAACAAGUGUUGGCGCAAAUUGCAGCAGAAAUCUUUAUAAAACACAAGCGUAAAAGCGGCGAAAGCGCUGCAGUCGAGGUGAAAAUUGGCGAAUAUGUGCGCAAUGAAAAAUUAAUUUUGUAUGUAAAUUAAUUUUUAUAAAUAAAAAAAUAUAUAUAUACAUAUACAUACAUACCAUAUAUAUGUAUGCAUGAAAGAAAGUAUUAAGAAUUAUUGUAAAAUUAUUACAAAAACAAUAGUAACAAUUAGCGUAUUCAUUUCCAUUCAAAGCUAUUCAUUUCCUGCAUGCGCUCACCGCUAAUUGCACAGGGUUGCAUUGCGCUUAUACUUUGUACGCCGCACGCAAUUGCAUAGUACAGUAAUGUAAUAAUAUUAGUAACUAAUGGGAAAUGGUAAGAUUGGCAGCGCGAGCGAGACGCUGCAGAAUUUUAAAGCUUAUGCAAAUUUGCGAAAAAAUGAAGUGAGAAGAGGAAGAAAAGGAAAAUAAAAUUAAAUUAAAAGUAAUGGUAAAGUAGAGCUGCAUAGAAAACGUAUUGUGUGUUGUUUUUGUAAAGAAAAAAAGUAGAGUAAAAAAACAUACCUGCAAGCUUUGGAGUAGUAAGCGCUUACACGAGCAUACAGCGAAACAUACACAGACACAUACAGGGACAUAUACCGACACUUAGAAAACAUGCUACACACACACAUUCAUAAAACAUACAUACCGCUCACUCAUACGAAAUAGCAACAUAAUGGCAGUAAACACAAGCGGAAAAGAACAAAAAACACAAAAAAAAAAAAAACACAACAACAAAAACAAAACUUAAAAAAAGCUAAGAAUGCAACAACAACAGCAACAAAAGUGAAACAUCUAACUCCCACACAAGCAAUACAAUGUAAUCCGUUUAAUAUUCUUGUUUGAAUUCUCAUGCCGUCGUUAGCUUAUAAAGUGUAGCCAAUUAGAAGAAAGCUAAAUAUAAAAUAAAUUGAAUUAAAAAAGUAAAAUAAAAAGCAUAAAGAAAUUUAUAAAAAGUCAAAGUUUAAGAGCAAAUUAGCGCCUAAGCUGUUGGUCAACUCAUUCUCGACACAAACGAUCAUUUCUAAACUUACAUACAUAUAUACGUACAUAUUACUUACCUAUCGUCAUCUAAAAUGCAAAACAACGUAUCUUCAAAAAACUAGACAUUGAGUUUCUUAUUGCUUACGAAUCACUACAUCAUAUUACAUACAUACAUACAUAUAUGUAGCAUAAAACUUUCAGCUUUCGCGGUUAGAAAUAACCAAUACAUAACCAAUAUAUAACCCAUAUAUAACCAUUUUAUAACCAAAACUCAAAUUUUGUUGCCAUAUGUGGGGUUUCUAUUAUAUCAAAUUUCCUGCGCCCGUAAACUUAUAAAAAGUGAUGUUACGUUAUUUUGCAUUUUAUGUGACGAUGUACUAUAUACACAUACAUACAUACAUACAUAUAUAUUUACUUCGCAUUAAUUUUUCACAUUUCACUCAAAUUUUGUUGUUCUACAUACUCCGUUGGAUAAACUUAUGUAUCGUACACGCUAAAAUUCCGCCCAAUAAAUUUUGUGAUAAGUUUUCAAAAUAAAAAAAUUAAUAAUAAUAACAAAACAACAACAACAACUAAAGCAAAUAUGUAUGCAUUUAAGAAAACGCGAAAAAGGUGAAAAAGAAAGCACACCAGCAAGUAAAAUAUAAUUUGAAACGCCACACACACACAUACACUAAUACCAAAACACUGCAUGUUCGUUUAAACCGAGCUUAAGUUGCAACUUAAAAACAAAAGUGAACUUUAACAAAAACAUAUUUACUAAACUAAACUAAAGACGGCGCGCAGAAAUGCAGCAGCAAAUAGAAAAAAUAAAAUAUAAAGAAGAAGAGCAGAAAGCAGAGGGCGCUGCCAGCUGCUUUGCAAAGUUUAGAUGAAAGCAUAAUAACUAAGUGACAGUAAUAAAUUGAUAAAUAAAAGAGUAAUUAAUGUGAAACUGCUACCUACCUUAUAAACUGGAAAGAGUUGCCAACAUAGUUGUAUUUAAUGAAACCAAUGAUAAGCUUAUUGAGUGCACGAGUAACGUUGAUAAAUAUGUGUAGUGCAAGUAGGAGAAAAAUGUCGCGCUGAGAGAAAGUAAAUAAAUAUAUACACAUAAAUAAUAAUAGCAUUUUACAUACUAUUUUAAUUUUUCAAAUAUUUAUUUUAAUACAAAUCGCUUAACUUGUGCACAAAACAAUUAUGAGCUUUCACACGAACUUUCGUUUGAGCUUUCAGGUAUUGCAAAAACCUUCCGUUCAGAUAAAGUACUUCAGUAAUAAAAACUAGUUAUUAUUUCAGCUGCCUUAGCGGGUGUCAAUUGUGCGAGAAUUCUUAUAAGCUUUCAUCAGAGACUGAGAGCUUUAAAAAAUGUUUUCUAUAAAAAUAAUGCAUUCCAAAAAAAAUUCAUUGAGAUAACAUUACAAUACACUUUAAUUCAUAAGUCUAAAGAGCAGAAUAUUUAAAGCUUUCAUGCAAGCUUUCACAAAUUGCGACCAAAUAAAUGCAUAAAAUUUAAUUUUCACAAAAUUGCAAGUUAAUAAUCGUAAAAAAUGAAUUUUAAACUUUAUUUCCAUAAAUCCAAUGAAGAGUUUUGACAUUAAAUGGCGCACUUUGUAUGGCUGCCUAAGAAAAGAAGAUUUUUGGGAAAUAAUUGUUUCAAAAUUCUGAGGCUAUAUUACUACAUAUUUUCAGACUACACAGUAAAAUUUUUGAAGAAAAAUAUUUAAAUAUCUUUUGGAUUACACGCGAUCUCCAACGGCGUUAACAAAAAUGUUGUAUUGGUACCGGCCUGCUUUGUGGAACCAAAAAACAAAUCUCUGUUAAGAUUUCAUUGGAGCUUCCAUUGGAUGAAACCUAAAAAAAUGCUCUUUGGAGCUUUCAUUAAAGCUAUUAUAUAAUCACUGAAAACAUGAAACAUGUUUACAGACAUGACAUCAAUUUCAUUUUAGUACAAUCAAGUACAUAUGGAUUAGAACUUUGUGUAAGUCUCCAUACUUUUCCAGAAUUGUAUGCAGCUUGUGCUUUCAUCAAAAGUAGUUUUCAUAAAGGUCAACAAAACCUUAGUUUUCAUAAACUUUCACUGGAGUUUAAAAGUUUAGUGAAACAGAUUUUCCAUUCAGCUAAAAAGAUUACAAAAUUAAAAGCUUUGGUAGCAAAAGUUUUUAGAACUUCGAAGAAAUUGAAAACAUUGAUAAUUUUAAGUAAUAUGGUUGAACUUUCAUUGCAUAUUGAUAAUUCAAAUAAUAUGGUUGAGCUUUCAUUGUAGUUGAUUCGAAAAAAAUUCGAAAUGCAAUUUAUUUAAAUUAAAAAAAAGUAUUAAAAAUUUUAUUUUCAACUCAAUGAAAGAUUUUAAAGAAUGAUAAUAAUUUUCGUCGGAGCUUUCACACGAGCUUUCGGGAUUUAAUUAAAAAAUAUUAAAACUUUUUCUAUGCGAUUAUGUGGGGCUCAUAUUGUUUGAGGUAUAUAUCGUAUGCGCGAGUGUCACUCGUAAAUACGUUCGUUAUAGUAGUAAACCAUAGUAACACCUUUGAAUAAAAAUUAAUUACAUGCGAUUUUUUAUUGCUUGACACACAUUUUUAUUGCAGCUAAGGAAAUCUUCAAUGCUUUUUAUCAAUAAAUACACGUUUUGCGCAAUAUUUUCUUUAUAAUUGAAAGUAAUAAAGUCUAUGCAACAAGGCACACCGUUAAAGUUUACAAAAACUAUGCUGUAAGUAGUAAAAAACUAUAAAUAUACAUACAUGCAUAUAUACAUAUAUGUAAAUAUAUGUAUGUUUGUGAAGCGAGUUAUGAGCACAGAUUGAAGCGCUUAAUAAGAGGAAAAAGAUUUAGAAAAAGCUAAGCAAACAAAUUAAAUGAGGAAUGCGAAAAAUGGCGGUAAAAAAUAGUAAGAAAUACAACAACAAAAACACAGCAAAGCGUAUUGUGUAAAAAAAAAUAGAUAUUAUUGCAACACAAUUGGCGGCAAUUAAGCGAAAUAAUAGAGAAAAGAUGAUUACAAAUAAAAAACGCUAAACACGAAGCAGAUGAAACUGAUGAUCAAUACAAUUAAGUAAAUAUAAAAUUAAAAAGAAAAAUAGCGACAAGCACACUACAACAAAGCAGUGUGUGAAACCUUCAAUUAUAAGCAUUUUUAGCCAAUAAUAAUUACCGUAAUUGCUACUUUGAUAAAAUUCGAGAGAAAAUUGAGAAUUAAAUGAAAA
Molecule: messenger RNA, 6744 nt
Organism: Bactrocera dorsalis (oriental fruit fly)
Lineage: Eukaryota; Metazoa; Arthropoda; Insecta; Diptera; Tephritidae
Gene: Cow
Product: proteoglycan Cow
Exons: 12
Coding region: 501-2270 (589 amino acids)
Biological process (GO): establishment of protein localization to extracellular region
Molecular function (GO): protein binding; calcium ion binding
Source: RefSeq, a predicted model, not a curated record